UUUUCUUGAUGGAUUUCAGAACGCAGUCAGAACGAAAAGGUUAAGAUUCCUUCUUGUGUGAAAUGUUUUUUUUUAUCGCUCGUUAUUUUACAAUUGUCCAAGCACGCUGACCGAAACGCGAAUCCUUACGUUCUUUGAUUGCAGGAGGUCACUCAAACAAUGGGAAAGGUUUACUCAAGGGUUUACUCAAUGUUGACACGACCCGUUCGCCUGUUCAACAUUGAAAAUCGGGCGCGGAAAGUCAUUUCUCAAGAAAAGCCAAAACCCGCGCCUCAAUAUGCAGCCACGGAAAAGCAAAAGCGUCUCAUGGACGAAGUAAAUCCGCACUUCAUGGAGGGUCAUUACAAGAAGAACGUGCAGCUGGAUCAACGAUUGAAAGAUGUUUUCGUUACGUCAAUGGAUCCGCAAGAGGUAAAUGAGCCAACUAAAGAAUCGAAGUCUUUACCUCAGAGCAGGAAAAACCCGGAGAUUGACUUUCUGUAUGAGCCUUAUGAAACUACAGUGAUCCCCGUUGGGAAGUGCUCGUUGAAACAGGCUCUUACAUUUCUUAUGCAACACAAAAGCGAUCCCGUAACAUAUAGUAGUGAAACUAUAGCUUCUGAAUAUAAAAUGGAUAAGGAAGUAGUAGAUGAUAUAUUGAAGCAUUUUAAACUUUACGUAACUCUCUCGCAAGGCAGUGUAGGGCCAGUAGAAGAUCCUAUUCAAGAAUUGUAUGACGAAAGCGCAAAAGAGGUGAAAAGGAGGAAGGUUAAAAAGGAACAGGAGGAUAGAGAAACGAAUAAGUAGUACAGACGUGUAUAUAGAAAAAUAAUUUAUUAAAGUCUGUUUCUAUGUU
Molecule: messenger RNA, 835 nt
Organism: Vollenhovia emeryi
Lineage: Eukaryota; Metazoa; Arthropoda; Insecta; Hymenoptera; Formicidae
Product: protein NDUFAF4 homolog
Exons: 5
Coding region: 160-786 (208 amino acids)
Biological process (GO): mitochondrial respiratory chain complex I assembly
Cellular component (GO): mitochondrion
Source: RefSeq, a predicted model, not a curated record